AGAUCUUUCGUAAAAAUGCUGACGACCUUCGCGACCGAUUCGAAGUAUCGGCAAGUGGGAGAGAGAACUCAUCUCGUUAGUGUCGAUUCCGCCGUCCAGCAAGAUGCACUUGUCCCCGUAACUUCAUACGCUACGCUAGUCCGUGUGAAUCGACGAAAACGCGACGUGUACACACGGACGUGUCCCGAUUUCCUUGCGAGUAAACUGGAUUCAGGAAACGUGAGCGUUCAGUUAACUAACCAUCGACGAGCUCGCAUCUCCGGGAAGUUCAUUCAGAACAUGUACGUGUUAUCAAUCAAUUCCUUUGCAACCAAUUUGCUGCUCCUCUGCUUCAUCAGUACGCUUUGCAGCGGAACUGAAAAAUCAGAAUGGACUUCCUACGAAGUCAACAAACCGAUGCGUUAUCAAUUUCGAUCGACACAUUCCGACGAGAUUCCCGAUGAAGAGCGGCAGCAUCGAUCCAACAUACCGAGUUACAAAAGCAAAGAAUUAUAUAACGAUUAUACGAGACCUCAGCGCGAAAAGAGCGACAUUCAAAUUUCGCAGUUGGAUCAGCGUGACAAAGAGGCUCGAUGGAAGGAUGAGGAAAUAACGAGAAAGUUGAAUAUAUUAAAUAAAAUGUUAUCCGAAGAUUCCAACGAAAAUGACAUCGAGUUGAAGAAUACCAUCGAAGAGAAAGACAGGAUCAUCGCGGAAUCAAGUAUGUCUGAAGAAGCGAAAAGAGUCGCCAGACAAGUUCGCAAGCAUCGACCGGGAUUUUUCUGGACAUUGGCGAGACUAGCUUUCGAAACAUUCAACGACACACGCUCGGCGAUUCAACAAAUUAGCAACAUCAUCGGCGAGAAUUUCGAGCCAGACACAACCACGCAACGGCCAAGUAGAAUUAAUUCAUCGUUGGUUACUAAACCCACCACGCCGCCAGAGGACCAAAAUAACAUAUCCAGCAACCUGGCCAACGUAAACGUAACAGCAACGGUUACAACAGCAACAGCAGAAACAAGAACAACUACUACUACAAUGCGGCCUUAUAAAUUUACAGUAAAUGGUGUGCAAAAUCUGAUUAUGAGAAAUUUGCGUGGUCUAGUGAGGCUUUUCAAUAUCGAGUGGCAAGAUGCUCUGAACCAAUCUGAGGUAACUGUGAAAGAAUUUCAAAAGAAUCUUGGGAACCAGGUGGGCAGUUUUCUGCAAGAUAAUCCGGACGCCUAUUAACAGCAAUGAGCAGCGUACAGGGUGUGAUUAGAGAAUCAAAACUAAGUAAAAAAACUCUUAAUUGUAAUGUAAUGUAAUGAAACACAUACCCCACGAACAAUCCCAUAAUUUAGCCAAAGACUAUAGUUGUAUGUAACCGAAAAUAUUAUAGCACGGUGAUGGCGAAUUUUUACAACUCGACAUGUUGUCAAAAGUGGAAAAGAUUGGUAAUUACUUAAAUGGCGUGUUAAAAACGCAUAAAAAUUCUAAAGAGAAUAAUAAAAUCAUAGAAAAAUUAUAGAAAUUAAAGAAUCAUAGGAAUAUAUUGAAAUAAUAAAAUUGUUUAGAUCUCUAUCUAGGAGCUUUCAACAAAAACAAAACUACACUGCAAUAUAUGUUUAACUAACUGUAGCAUACAUUUUAUUUAAUAAUUUUCUUAUUACUACACUUUUGCAAAAAGUUUUUCUGUGCAAAGUGUACAAUUUCAGGCAUCCCAGUGUUAAUUAAGUCACAAUAUUUUAAUAAAACAGUCUUACACAGUUUUAUUAAAAUAUUUCGAUUUCUCGUACUUUUUUAUUCAAAUAUGCAAAACGAAAGUUAAAAUCACUAUAAGAUAAAGUUUAAAAGAGAAAGAAAGAGAAAAAUUUUAUAAGUUUUAAAGAACAUUAUAAAUUUUUUUGCUCAACUAAAAACAGAUAAUUUUUUUAUAAAUUCUUGGUAGAAAUAAUCAGAAAUAUAAUUAGACUGGAGAAUAACCACAGUUUCGUCGAUUGUUAAUUUGAUAAAUAACUGAUGACUAUGAGAACAUUAAUGUCCAAUAAAAUUAAAACAACAGCAAAAUCCUUUUUUGUCAUGAUGUAUUGCAAGAAAGACCCAGCGAGAAAUGACUUCGAUCGACGUCGAAACGAUGUCGAGCGACAAGUUAUUUCUCACUGGGAAGGAGUGGCAUAUGAUAGAUUUGCCACCACUAUAUCAAUACAAUUCAAAGUGUAAUCUAUAUUAUCAGUACGAGAAUUUUUAUGAAAAUAUGAAACUUGUGCAAAUGAUAAAUAUGGACAUACGUAAAGAAGAACCAAUUAAUCAAACCUACAGAGGCAGAUUUCGCGCAGUGUCUGUUGUAAAUUAUGUCGGUAGCUUGCUAGCAGAAAUACAACAGGAUCUGCUAGUAGAGUGAUAGAUGUCAAUGAUAAAUUGAUGACAAAAACGAGUAAAAUCUGUCAUUUCACAACUAUUUAAAUGUAUUUGGAUGGAACAUACUGCAAAUCCUACUGGAUUUCUGCCGCCGAUCCGCUAUCAAGUUAUAUCAGCAAGCUCGACAGAGCACGUGCUUAGUACAGACACAGAUAGCUAUGGAUCUGCCACGGAGUCUGAUCGAAUCUGCCUGCAUGCUACUAAUAUUUUCUUUAUCUAGGAUUACUACUUUAUUUUCCAUUAUAUAUACGUACAAAUACAUGCGUUUCAUUGUAAAUACAUAGAUUAAACAUAAAUAAUGUAUAUGCAUUAAUUAAUAGAUACAAAAUAUAUAUUUUUA
Molecule: messenger RNA, 2719 nt
Organism: Odontomachus brunneus
Lineage: Eukaryota; Metazoa; Arthropoda; Insecta; Hymenoptera; Formicidae
Exons: 5
Coding region: 16-1209 (397 amino acids)
Source: RefSeq, a predicted model, not a curated record